UAUGAUGAAGUAGUUUUACAUACAAUUUCUACAUUUUUAUUCUUGGCCAGGUUCCCAAGGACACGGAUUACGGAAGGAUACAGCUUGCAACUAUCUCCGUAAAUAGCCACAUACUAGUCAGUCAUUCCUUUUUGGCGCUAAAAGUUUGCGAAUUAAAAUUAUUAAAUGUAUUAUUGUCAUUAUCAAAAUAUUAUACCUUAAUGUCAUAAAGUACGAUAUGAGUAUUUGAGACUCAAUCCAUUAAAAUGAAUGUAGUUCAGAGAGAAAAACAUUCUAAUGUUAAAGCACCAUCAAAACUAAGAAAUGAAUUAGUAAGGAAGGAUGCUUCGGUGGGUAUACGAGGUGCAUCGUUGCUACCUAUUGUUCCCUACAACAUAUCAAAUAUUAAUCGUUCUACAAAUAGUGGACCACGAUAUCAAUUCAACAAAAAUGAGCCUUCAACUUCAAGAGGCAAUAAAACAUGUACUAUGGGUCCCCCUCUUGGGCCACCACGUAGCGCUAAGCGAAAAAUAAUACACAAUUCGAACUCGACGAAACCGGAGUCGUCAUCAAGCGGGCCGCGCCCGAAGAUACUGGCAAGCGAUUCAGCUGCGGUUGACACCUCCUUUGACUACUGCACUCCGAGGAACCGGCCGACGGCUUUGAGAUACAUCAGUAGUAGCAGCAGAGGUGGGCAUAGUGGUACAAGAUCUGGACGUUCGACGAGUACUUCAGCGUUAGAAGCCAGCGUCAUUUUAGCUAUAUCUGAAGGGCGCGGCAUGGCUCGCGGGGAGAUAGGCAUGGCUGCAGUAGAUCUUCGUCAACCACACCUUGUGCUGUGCCAAUUUAGUGAUACCCUCCUAUACGUUCAUACGCUGACUAAGAUCAACUACUUCAAUCCUGUUGAGAUAAUAGUGCCCCACACAUUCUGUGAAGGAGUGCAACCGAACCAGUUGUACCAACUGAUCAGAGAUCAUUAUCCACUGGUCAACCUAACCACGGUGCAAAGACGCCACUUCAAUGAUGCGGCUGGACGCCAGCAAAUACAGACCCUUUGCGCUCCACAAUAUAGUGGUGUUUACCUUCAAGUUCUGCACAAGUUUUAUGCAGUAACAGCGGCAGCAGCAGUCCUGAAAUACGUGGAGUACAUUCAGUGCAUUGUAUUCGCACGAGAAUCUUUGAAAAUUGAAUAUCAUUCUUCUGAAGACACCAUGGUCAUCGGUAAGGUAUUUUGGUUGGUCCGUGUAUGUUGCAGCCUAGUUGUGGAAAGAUUUGUUUUUGUUGCAGAACGAAAAGGCACUUUUAUGCCAAUACAUAUAGGUACUCCAAUAAUUCAUUUAUUUUCCUUAUUAGAUGUAGGAACUGCCACUCAGCUAGAGUUAGUUCAGCCUCUAGUACCGUCUGCGGGAUCUACCUGUUGCCUACUAGGUGUUCUGGGACCAACCUAUACAGUCGGCGGUAUAAGAGCUCUUCGCGCAGCUAUUCUUCAACCUUCCUGUAAUAAGGAGUUUAUCGAAGGCAGACUCGAUGCCUUACAAGAUUUGAUUGAAAAUGAUGAGGGACUGAUGACUAGCUUGCAGGAUGUUGUCAAAAAACUAGCUGAUGUUGAUAAGAUUUUGUUCCUAUGCAUGGACUCUCAGAAUCAAAACAUGGACAAAGUAGGAGAAGCUCAAUUGAAUCAAACACUAUUAUUAAAAACGACCAUGGAGAUGGUUCCGAAACUAAUUGAAGCGCUCAAUGUCGCUGAAAGUGGAAGGUUAAGAAAAAUAAAAAUGGAUUUCGAAAACCCGCAUUAUAAUGAAAUAGCAGAACGUAUCAAAACAAUUAUUCAAGAUGAUGCUCACCUCGAGCGAGGAGCUAUGGGUAGCCUACAACGGUGCUUCGCUGUCAAACCCGAUAUUAACGGCCUGCUAGAUGUAGCUAGAAGAACAUAUUCGGAACUAAUAGAUGAUAUACAGAAAAUUGUAGAGCAAUUGAGUGAGACUUAUGAUAUUCCAAUCAGGUUGAACCAAAACGUGAUGAAAGGAUUUCAUAUCGUAAUGUCAAUUGCUCCAAAGAAUAGGAGGAGUUUCAACGUCGAAGAUUUGCCACCAGUUUUUAUACAGGUUCACAACAGUGGAGCAAGUGUGUCGAUGACAACAGAAGAAUUAGUAGUUCUUGACCAACAAGCUAAGGAAUCUCUGAACGAAAUUCAGAAAAUGAGCAAUAUCGUGAUAUCAAGUUUACUAAAAGAACUUCGCCCGUUUAUGUCAAGUCUUUACAAGCUUUGUGAAAAUGUUGCUGAACUAGACAUACUUUUGGCUAUGGCGCAAGCAAGUUCGGUGGGGUCUUAUAUCAGACCAGAAUUUGGCACGUACUUGGAAAUCAGAAACAGCGUGCAUCCGCUUCUAGACUACAACAGCCAGGUCAUGCCGGUACCAAAUGACAUUUUCGCAAGUCCAGAACAGAACUUCACAAUAAUAACAGGACCAAAUAUGGGCGGAAAAAGCAUUUAUAUAAAACAAAUUGCUGUAAUGCAGAUAAUGGCUCAGUUGGGCUGUUUCGUGCCCGCUACAAAUGCUGUUUUAAGAUUAUGCGAUCGUAUAUUUUCAAGAAUCGGUUUCAACGACAGUGUAGAACUAAAUGCUUCGACUUAUGUUUUUGAGAUGAAAGAAAUGCAACACAUAAUGACAGGUCUAACGAAAUCAAGCUUAGUGAUCAUCGAUGAACUCUGUAGAGGGACGUGUACUGAAGAAGGGACGAGUAUAGCGUGGGCUAUAUGUGAAGAAUUGCUAAUAAGCGACGCGUUUGUUUUCUUCACAACACAUUUCAUGUACCUGACGAGAUUACAGGAUUUAUACUUCAACGUUGUUAAUCUUCAUACCGCAGUCACAGAAGAAGAAAUACCAGAAACACAAAAUUUACAAAAGAGGCUGGUUUACCAACAUAAGAUUGACGCAGGGGCUACUGAAAUAGAACACUACGGAUUAGCUUUAGCCGAGAAAACUAACCUGCCCGAAGACACUGUGAAACUGGCAAGGGAACUAGCUGAGCUUAUUGUUCAAAAUAGAAAGCCUCAAGAAAUGAACACAGUUGAGAUCAAUGAUGAACACGUUUUGUACAAGCUAAACGCUGAAAUCAGACAAGAAUCUAGAAAACACGACAACGCUGAAGAUGUUAUCAAAGCGAAGCUACGAAAAUUCAAGGAAGAGCACCCUUUACUUAUAGAAAGACUGAAAGUACAAAGAAGUAGAAUAAAUAUCAGAACAGACAGUAGUGUUAAUUAUUCUUCUAUUGCGAAUUCAAGACAAAGUGGUAUUUCUAACGUUGCAAUUGUAUGUAGAGAAGGACUUUGUGAAGAAAAGAAUACUGGAAAUGUUGAGACGACAGUUAGAAGUUCUAACGUCAUUUGCAGCCCAUCAGAUCCUAAUAAUGGAACCUCAAGUUCUAAUGAAAUUAGAAGUAUGACAAAACUUAGGCAACCGUUUCAGCCGCCAUUCAAGAAUUGUAAUAAAACACCAAAUCAUAAACCUACCGUAAUAUACUCUACUACGUCUGACGAUGCUGAAAACUAUGAAACUUCUCAUUCAAAUAAUAACAUUUUUACUUCAGUGAAAUCGUCAAAUGAGCUAUUGACGACUUUAAUGAACAAUUACAAUGAAGAAGUUGAACAAAACGAGUUGGUAGAGAAAACGAUUGAUAGUUCAGACAACAAAGAGUUACCAAGAGAAGUAGUUGAAGAAGCUCUUUGUUCAGUUAAUAUCAGCGAUUGUAAUAACAAUAUUCAUAUAAAUGUUGAUAUAGACAACGUUAAUAGCAAAGACGAAAUCACUUAUACAGCAGAGUCUGUUAAUGGCAAACGUAAUGAAAAUUUUGAUUUGAGUGACGAUUCCGAUAUUGCAGACGCUUUGACGCAAGUUAUUGAAGAAUAUUCAGUAGAAGAACAAAGUAUGGAUUUAGAAAAGAGCGAAGAUGAUAUAUCGAUAGAUGAAGAAUUAAUGGUGGAAACUAUAAAUGAAAUUCAUAAAGAAAUUAAUAGUGAGGAAUUGAGCGUAGAAAAUAUUAUUCUUACACCUCCAGUAGAGUUUCAAGAUUAAUAAAGUAAACUGAAAUAGA
Molecule: messenger RNA, 4074 nt
Organism: Pectinophora gossypiella (pink bollworm)
Lineage: Eukaryota; Metazoa; Arthropoda; Insecta; Lepidoptera; Gelechiidae
Product: mutS protein homolog 4-like
Exons: 18
Coding region: 246-4055 (1269 amino acids)
Biological process (GO): reciprocal meiotic recombination; mismatch repair
Cellular component (GO): nucleus
Molecular function (GO): ATP-dependent DNA damage sensor activity; ATP binding; mismatched DNA binding
Source: RefSeq, a predicted model, not a curated record